UGGCAAAGGGGCUGGUAGCUGCUAAAGGCGGAGCGGCUUCUGCUGUGUCCCAGUAGGCGGAAGCAGGGCUAGGUCUUUACCUCCAUCAUCCCUAGGAAACAGCCACUGCGCGGUGGGGAAACUUUCCCCCCAACCUGUGUGAUGAGUGUGGCAGGGCUCAGCUGUCCCUCCAAUGCAACUGCAUGAAGAUUGAAAUUCCAGGAAACUUGUUGGGUUUGGCUGUUGAUUUAAUUUAUGUUUUCCUCCUUUCUUCUGUGGAUAAUUUUUCUUUGGGACUAAUUAUGUUUUAACUUGCUGUGAGUGCAAGCCAAUCAGAGGGGCAGCAUAGGUCUGCAGAAAGAAACAGAAAUUAUUAAGAAGCUAGGUCUGCUUCUCUGUGAGUGAGCAACACUGAGAGGGACAUGUCUGCAAGAGAAAGCAGAAAGUUAUAGACUGUGGCUAGGUAAAGGUGUGCUCCCCCACUCUCUAAGGGAAGGGCAUUCUGUAUAAGACACUGCAUCUCCAGGGAAGACCCAAAAGUUAUACAGAAAAUAGACCACUGUGUCUGCCUGUAAUGUGCAGAGCAGAUGAUGUGUGGGAGGGGGAAAUAAGUAUUUACACAUUCCAGCUAGUGCAUGCAUGUCCAUUUCUCUGAGUUUUCUGGAAGCGAAAGUGGUCAUUGGUCCGUUCCUCUGCCCCUUGGAUUAUGUGCGCUCGGAUUAGACGAAAGAUGCUUAAAAAAUAGAGAGGCUGGUUGUGUUUCCUUGAUAUGAAAAUGGGGCAUCAUCAUGACCAUAUGUUUAAAGUUCUCAUUGUUGGAGAUGCCACGGUUGGGAAGACAUCGCUGGUCCAGCGAUAUGCCAACGACAGCUUCAACAAGCACUACAAAUCCACGGUGGGAGUGGAUUUUGCUCUGAAGGUGGUGCAGUGGUCUGAGUCCGAGACAGUACGACUCCAGCUAUGGGACAUUGCAGGGCAGGAACGCUUCACCUCCAUGACUCGGCUGUACUACAGAGAGGCAUCAGCCUGUGUUAUAAUGUUCGAUGUUACUAACUUCAACACAUUCAGCAACAGCCAGAAGUGGAAGCUGGAUCUGGACAGCAAACUCACGCUGCCAGAUGGAAGCCUGGUGCCGUGCUUGCUGCUGGCUAAUAAGUGUGACCUUUCUCCUGAAACAUCUGUGAAGGAAAACAAGAAUAUUAACGAGUCUAUGCGAGUCCUUAUUGAAAAGAUGAUGUCGUCGUUCACGGGUGAUGGAGACCUCCCGGGUUCUGGCCGUGGGGAUUAUAUUAACAUAAAAGAUGCCUCCCCACCUGGCUGGGGAUGCUGUUAGCGACGCACACUUCUCCGUCUGCAUCACAGCAAAAGGGAAUGUCUUGUUCACCAAUACUGGCUCUAUUCAAUGGUAAAGAAUUCUCUCCUGUUCCGUGCACAGUCUCAGUAAAGCAUUGAUAUCCGUGUUUUGGGGAGAAUUCCUCUUUAUUCCAACACAGAUGCAACCUAAAGCUCUCUGCUGCUCCUGUCGUUUUAUACAACUGCACAGUUUGAGUUAACACCUCUGAUUAGUAAGAGCACUCCCCUUACUUCGGUAACAUGGGACUGGAUUUGAGGGUGAAAGGUAAUAUUUCAAUAUAUAGCACUUCCUUCUCCCCCCCUCUUCCCAGAUAAUCAGAGGGAUUGUUCCAAAAGCAACAGUUACUAUGACUUUUGUGAAAAUCUGGCAUUUUGCUUGCACCGCCUGGUUCUGACAUGGCAUUACAGUAAUUCCUCGUUAUUUCGCACUCUGAAUCUGUGUGUGACUAAUUCAUCUGUGGUAGAAGUGUUCUGGAUUUUUUUUGUUGGCUGUGGCAAUCAUCUUUGGGUUAAAAGAGGACACUUUCUGGUAGCCAAAGUGCUUAUUUGCAACAGGUGUGGCAUUGCCUGAUUUGCAAAAUAGAUUGGUGUGAAUUUGGGAGAUUCAAAACCACAGCUUUCAUGUGUGUACAUUGACUGCCGUGCUUACUUUAUUGUCCCUGUCUUCUGCUUGGUUGCAAGAAUUGUCUAAUUGCCUUUUGUUGGGUAUCCUUUUUGUCCCUCUACCCAGUGCAUAUAACUCUUCAGAUGCCACUUUAUUAGGGCAUCCAGUGGUGAAUGAGAAAAAGGUUGUAACCCCUCUUGUGUUGUAAAACAACAACAGUACUCCUUGCUUUUAUAGCACCUUCCAUUCUGAGAUUUCAAAUAGCUUUAAACAUGCUGAUGAAUUACUUCCUUGCAACCAUUCUGCCAUGGUGAGUAAAACCUUAAGUGAUGGUUGUGGUAUGGUUUACUGAAAGCCCACCUGCUGCUUUUAGUGAUCCAAAGAAAGGGACUUAACUGGCCAGAAGGAAGUAGUGGGGAAAACCUCUCUUUGCCCUUUUGAUGUUUGUUAGACUCCUUAUGUGUUCUACAUAUGAUCAGAGCUGCUGAAUGACUGACUUUUGGGCCUAAAAAAUUCUGAUGAUUUCCUAAAAGUGCAUGUUUGGCAUUGCUAAUAAGGGAGUUAAUAUAACUCUCGGCCCAGUAAAGCCAUGGUUACAUGGAAUGUGAUGAAUUGAGGUGGUUCUGUAUUUAAUCCUAACAUCAAAUAAGAGCAAAAUGAAUCCUUUGAAACCGGGGUGGCAUUUUUCUGGGGCAGAUUCAAUAAGGAGGCUGUUUGGGGGAAGGAUAUUAAAAGGCUAAUAUCAAAUGAGAGUGCUCUGAACACAUCUGUGAGCCAGGAACAUAGGGGAUCCUUUGUUUUCUAUAGGAAUGAUCUCUUCUGUGGCCUUAAGUAAACCAGUUCACCCUUCUUCGUUGUAUAGAACACAAAUAACUGAAGAUUAAUGAAUGCUUGUAAUGUACUUCGGAUUUGAAAACUUCUAUAUAAAUGAUGAAUGAUAAGGAAUAGAGAUCCAGAAUUUUGUUAACGGAUAAAAUUCAUGUAAGGCUAGGAUGCACAAUUCAAAGAUUUUGUUCUGUUAAAUGCAUUUAAAUAUUCCAUCACUGUGCAAUCAGAUUCACAGAGAACCCAAACUGUGCAGAAAGUAUGUGAGAACUGGAAAGAGGAAGUAAGCAGCAAAGAAGCAGAACUGACCCAAAAAAGUAUAAUACAAAAAGUAAACCACCUAAAAUAAGUAAAUAUGCUUUUAAAAAUCCUAUUUUGGCUUUUAGAAGUCUAAAGAUUAAAUAGGAAAAGUAAAAGAUCUUGUUUUCAAAAGGAUUGAUCUUGACAGCAUUCUCUGAUUAUCAUAAUGCCUAGCAUUCUUUGCCCAUAGAUCUCAAAGUGCUUUACUUGGGAGGUCAGCAUUAAUAUUCCCAUCUUAAAGAUGAGAUGCUGAUGCACAGAAGGGAAGUGACUUGCCCAUGAUGGCACAGUAAACUAGUAACACAGCCAGGAGUUAAGCCCAGUGCUCUACCCACUAGGCAACAUUGCCUGGAGGAAUAGAUUUCAUUACACAUGGUGAUACAUUUUAACCUGUUGUUCAACUGCAGCUGUAGAGUGCCUGGGAUUCUUACUUUUGUAUCAGUAAUUGCUGCUCAAAAAUGAGUAAAAAAAACUUGAAAUCCUUAAAGGUUUCUCAUAUGCGAGACUUAAAGAUCUGUAUGUGCAGUUUUUGUUUUCACACAUCGUUCACUGCUUGCUAAAGAUGCAAUACAAAAAUAACUGUCAAAAAUCAACCCAGUGCAACAAAGAAUGGCUUUUGCUUGAGAAAUAUCUAAAAACUCAAACAGGAAAACAAUCUGUGUGUGCAAAUGUGUGUUUUCAGAGCUGUGUCUCUAGCACACACGGCAUUUAAAACAAAAAGCCCAGCUUAUUGUUAACCUCAGUUUAGUUCUUCUGCAAAACAAACUCAGUUUCAAAGAUCCCAUCUAACUCAGGUUUUGCUGUCUGUUGGGUGUUUUAAUGUGUGAGACUAAGGUUUCUGCAAAUUUGUGAACAAUGUUUAUAUACCAUCUAUGUAGGCUUGUGUGGCCAUUCUAGCAGAAACAAGGUAGGAAACUUUUUAAGCACAAAACCUGUGGAUUUUCAUCUCAUCUGUACUUCUUAUGGCUUUGUACUUUUUUUGCAUGAUUCUGCGCCAACUGAUCUCUCUCUUCUCGUCCCCCCCCCCCAACCCCCCCAUUUUAUUGCUUAAUGUCAGAGCUCUUUGGUCUGUAGCCAUGGGACUCAGAUUGCUAGAUUUAGUUACACAUUUUUAAAUCAUGAAACUCAGCUUACUACAAAUCUGCCAAUAACAAGGAAUUUUUACUUCAGUAAAACUUCCAGGUCAUGAGUACACACUCCAGUUCAAAGGGUCAGUCAACCAUAUAAAAGCUCUUGAGAUUUUUUUAAAUUAUUUGCUGUUAUGCAUAGUCUCACAUGAAUUUUAUUUUACAGGUAAGAUUCUGGUUAGUGUUUCUUCACUUACAGUAUUACUUUGUGUAAUAAAAGGGAAAAAGCUGUUGAUUUUUUUUUUCUGUAACAAUCAUUAACCAAGCCAGUAUUGCAAACAUUGAAACAAAUUUAUAAUAAAAAUUCUGACUUUUUUUUUUUAAAAAAGCUCUUGCUUGGUUAGUAGUUAUUGGUUUCCUUUCUAAACAGUCAUAACGGUAGAUGAGUUCACAAGUCCAAAAUAGAAAAAUAUUUCACUGUCAACAAUAAUAUCUGUAAAGAGAAUUGUAUGUGUGAAGAGUGAAUUGUUCCCUUUCUUCUCCCAAAAUGUCAGCAACAUAUGUUUAUAUUUUUAUGUGAAUACACUGCUGUUUCGAUAUUGUGUUA
Pelodiscus sinensis (Chinese soft-shelled turtle) is the source of this 4735-nucleotide messenger RNA. NCBI's taxonomy places the organism in Eukaryota, Metazoa, Chordata, Testudines, Trionychidae. The record is from RefSeq and is a predicted model, not a curated record.